AUGGCGAAACCAUUUAAGGGGUCGGUAAUUGCUGUCAGCGGCACCUUCCCAUCGCUGAACCAAGACUCCUUGAAACAAAUUAUUGAAGGUGGAGGUGGCACCUUCAGCCCAAAGGUGAAUGAUGAGUGCACCCAUCUAGUCACCACGCUUAAAGCAGCGACAAGCAGCAACACCAAAUUCAAACAAGCCUCUGCUCUCGACAAAUGCCACAUUGUGACGCUGGACUGGCUCCUCGACUCACAAGGCAAGAAGAAAAAAGUCGCUGAAAAGAAGUACUUAGUUAGCGAUGACCAAAAGGACUCUACCGCGCAGGACGCAGUAGCGCCAGCAGCGACGGGUUCUGACAAGAAGAGACCUGCCUCGGCAGCUGUUGAUGGUGUGAAGCCCCCGUCGAAAAAGAAGCGUGAUAAGGAGAAACCAGAUGAGAAGAAAGCAGACGAGAAGAAGAUUCAUGUUCCUGUCGAUGAGGGGUGCACGGACAGUGCUGCAUAUGACGUUCUCAUUGAUGCAGAUGGAGUCAUCUGGGACGCCUCACUCAGCCUGACUAGCUCGAGUAAUAACAACAACAAAUUCUACCGCAUUCAACUACUCAAGUCCAAAACAAAAAAGGAUUCAUACAGUUCAUGGACACGCUGGGGUCGAGUUGGCGAAAUGGGUGCAGGCGCCAUGUUCGGACCCGGCGAUUUCGAAAGCGCCAAGAAGUCAUUCGAAAAGAAAUUCAGAGAUAAGUCUGGUCUCGCCUGGAAGGAUAGACUGAAUGAUCCCAAACCUGGCAAAUACUCGUUUGUCGAAAGGGACUAUGAGGAAGAUGACCCAGAUGCGGAAGAAGCCAGGGCGGCCAAAAAGAAGCAGCAAAAGGCAGACGAAGAUAAACGCCCGCCUCCAGAAAGCAAGCUUUCAAAGCCUACUCAGGAAGUUGUCUCACUUAUUUUCAAUCAAGAAUAUGCAAUGCAGGCAUUGCAUGAUUUGAAUUUCGAUGCGAACAAGAUGCCGUUGGGAAAACUCAGCAAACGUACUCUACAAACGGGUUUCCAGACAUUGAAGGAUCUGUCAGAGCUUCUUAAUGAUCCGACCCUUGCGACGAGCAAGUACCAACAACCCCUUGGUACGGCAUUGGAGAUGCUCAGUAACCGUUAUUUCACCGUCAUUCCUCAUGCUUUCGGACGUGCUCGACCACCGGUGAUAAGUCAUUCGAGCCUGUUGAAGAAAGAAGUCGAGUUGCUUGAUAACUUGACGGAUAUGGAGAUUGCAAACCAGAUCUUCAGCGACUCUCUUACAGCUGACAGCGAGAUGCACUUCUUGGACAAACAGUUUGAGGGCUUGAGACUGGAUGAAAUGACGCCAUUGGAUCAUUCAUCGUCCGAGUUUGGGGAGAUUUCAAACUAUUUGAUUGGAGCAGCUGGGCCAACUCAUCACUGGAAUCUCAAGCCACACGAUAUUUUCCGUAUUGAACGAAAUGGCGAGCACCACCGCUUCGAACAAGCCGGAAUGACCAAACUACCCAGCGACAACCGUCGACUUUUGUGGCAUGGUUCUCGCUCCACCAACUUCGGUGGUAUUCUCAGCCAGGGUCUGCGUAUUGCACCCCCAGAAGCCCCCGCGAACGGCUACAUGUUUGGUAAAGGUGUCUACUUUGCCGAUAUAUCCACAAAGUCUGCCGGUUACUGUGCUUCCCACUCCAGUCGAGGCAUCGGCUUGAUGCUUCUAUGUGAAGUCCAGUUAGGCGAUCCAAUGCAGGAACUAAUCCAUUCAAGUUACACUGCGGGUGACGACGCCAGAGCAAAGGGACAACUAGCGACUCUCGGAAUGGGAAGCACGAUUCCACAGGGAUGGAAGGAUGCGGCAUGUGUGCAUCCGAGCUUGCAGGGUGUUGUCAUGCCUGAUGUGUCGUGUGGACUGGAGGUACUAGAUCAUACCUCUCGCAGCUUGUUUUACAAUGAGUACAUUGUCUAUGAUGUUGCUCAGAUUCGGCAGCGUUAUCUGCUCAAGGUAAGCAUGUAG
Messenger RNA from Talaromyces marneffei, 2001 nucleotides. RefSeq lists its product as uncharacterized. Lineage: Eukaryota; Fungi; Ascomycota; Eurotiomycetes; Eurotiales; Trichocomaceae. The transcript has 7 exons. The coding region runs from base 1 to 2001 and encodes 666 amino acids. Gene Ontology annotation, molecular function: NAD+ poly-ADP-ribosyltransferase activity. The record is from RefSeq and is a predicted model, not a curated record.